This is a messenger RNA of Malania oleifera, 3273 nucleotides long. Its product is annotated as pentatricopeptide repeat-containing protein At3g53360, mitochondrial. The record is from RefSeq and is a predicted model, not a curated record. The coding region runs from base 312 to 2588 and encodes 758 amino acids. NCBI's taxonomy places the organism in Eukaryota, Viridiplantae, Streptophyta, Magnoliopsida, Santalales, Ximeniaceae. The transcript has a single exon. Gene Ontology annotation, molecular function: protein binding; RNA binding. Gene Ontology annotation, biological process: RNA modification.
GAAAUGUGUGAGAACCACCUGUUUAACGUUACUCAUAAUUUUUGUAGUUAGUUUAAAAAGUUAAUAGUUAGGUACUUUAAAUUUUAAGAACCUCAAACUUCUUGUCCGUAGAGGCAUGCAAACAGUUUUGCAUUUGGCUUCACCAAGAGACUGCAUGGAGUACGCCUAGCACGCCUCGUUGGUUCAAAAGUUAUGUGACAUAAAAGUUAAACAUUGCUUUGUGGAAGUUAAAAAUGGAGUCUUUUUCUUCAAAAUGAUAUGGGGGAGCUUCAUCUUCUUCUUCUUCUUCUUCUUCUUAAAAUCCCAUAACAAUGAUCAGGAACUUGAAACCCCCACUGCGAUUCUCAUGCAAUGGUGGUCACACUGUUUUAGCAAACUUCAGGUCUGAACAGUUGAGCGACGAUUACGUAAGCUCUCUGUGCAAGCAAAACCUCUUUGAAAAAGCUAUUGAGGCGUUUGAAUGCCUGCAAAAGAGAGAAGGCUUUCAGAUAAAGCUCAGUACUUAUGCCCAUUUGAUAUGCGCCUGCGCUUCUCUGAGAAAUCUUGAACAUGGCAGAAAAGUGCAUUACCAUUUGAAGACGGCAUCUAACUCCAAGCCAGACGUAAUUCUUCUGAAUCACAUUCUUAAUAUGUAUGGAAAAUGUGGGUCAUUGAAAGAUGCUCGAAAGGUGUUCGAUGAAAUCCUCGAACCAAAUCUGGUUUCUUGGACUUCAAUGAUUGCUGGGUACUCGCAGAAUGGUCGAGCCCAUGAGGCAGUCGAAUUGUACUUUCAAAUGCUACGGUGGUCAGGCCUCAGGCCUGACCAGUUCACCUUUGGGAGCAUUAUAAGAGCUUGCUCCAGUUUGGGAAAUGUUGGGUUAGGGAGGCAACUGCAUGCCCAUGUAACAAAAUCAGAAUACGGUUCUCAUCUUAUUGCACAGAAUGCUCUCAUUGCAAUGUAUACAAAAUUUGAUCACGUUGUUGAUGCAAUGGAAGUUUUUUCCCGGAUUGCAACUAAAGAUUUAAUAUCAUGGAGUUCCAUAAUUGCAGGGCUCUCGCAACUGGGUUAUGAGUUAGAAGCUUUGAGUCAUUUCAGGGAAAUGCUCUGUCAGGGAAUUUACCAGCCGAAUCAGUUUAUAUUUGGAAGUGUUUUUAGUGCUUGUGGUAGUCUUCUACAACCAGAAUAUGGACAGCAGAUACAUGGGGUGAGCGUAAAAUUUGGCCUAGGGAGAGAUGUUUUUUGUGGAUGCUCCCUUAGUGACAUGUAUGCCAAAUGUAAUAUAUUAGAUUCUUCAAAAACUGUAUUUUAUCAGAUAGAAAGGCCUGAUUUGGUGUCCUGGAAUGCAAUAAUCGCUGGGUUUGCCUAUGCUGGUGAUACUAAUGAAGCCAUAUCGCUCUUUUUGCAGAUGAGACAUUUGCAAUUGGUUCCUGAUGAGAUCACAGUUCGCACACUACUUUGUGCUUUCACAAGCCCUUGUACACUUUAUCAAGGUAAGCAAAUCCACUCCUACAUUACCAAGAUGGGUUUUGACUUGGAUGUUUCAGUUUGUAACACUUUACUUACCAUGUAUACAAAGUGCUCGGAUCUUGGUGAAGCCUUUAACAUGUUCAAUGAGACGAGAAGCAAUGCAGAUUCUGUUUCUUGGAAUGCAAUUCUUACAGCAUGUAUGCAGCACAAGCAGGCCAUAGAGGUUUUCAGACUAUUUAAAUUGAUGCAUAUUACUCAGAAUAAACCUGAUAAUAUAACUUUGAGCAAUUUAUUGGGGGCCUGUGCAGAGAUAUCCUCUCUUGAAAUGGGGAAUCAAGUCCAUUGCCAUGCAAUACAAAAUGGGCUAGAGUUUGAUAUUUCUGUCACAAAUGGAUUAAUUGACAUGUAUACAAAGUGUGGGUCUCUUGUAAGUGCUCGAAAGCUGUUUGAUUCUAUGGAAAAUUCCAAUGUUGUCUCAUGGAGUAGUUUGAUUGUCGGGUAUGCUCAAUUUGGAUAUGGAGAGGAAGCUCUUAAUCUCUUUGGAACAAUGAUAAGUCUGGGUAUUAAGCCAAAUGAAGUAACAUUAAUUGGGGUCCUUACUGCGUGCAGUCAUGUUGGAAGGGUAGAAGAAGGGUGGCAGUUGUAUAAAAUGAUGGAAAUAGAGCAUGGGAUUGUACCAACAAGGGAGCACUGCUCCUGUAUGGUUGACUUGCUUGCCCGUGCUGGACGCUUAAACGAAGCAGAGGCUUUUAUCAGUCAGAUGACUUUUGAUCCUGACAUUGUGGUGUGGAAGACACUGCUGGCUGCCUGCAAGACCCAUGGAAAUGCUCAGAUAGGAAAACAGGCUGCAGAGAAUAUUCUGAAAAUUGAUCCUUCCAAUUCUGCUGCCCAUAUAUUGCUUUGCAACAUCUAUGCCUCGAGUGGCAGAUGGGAAGAUGUUGCCAGAUUGAGGAGCUUGAUGAAACAAAGGGGUGUCAGGAAAGUUCCAGGUUGGAGCUGGAUUGAAGUUAAGGAUAGGAUCCAUAUUUUCUUAGCUGAAGAUUGUUCGCAUCCUGAAAGGAACAAGAUAUACACAAUUUUAGAGGAGCUGUGGUUACAGAUAUUGGAUGCUGGUAAGGAAGCAUCAACUGAGCCAUUGUAAUUAUGAAACAAAUUGUAUCUAGCUGUUCGGAAUUGUAGAGAGUGAUCCCUGGAUCAUCUAGGAGGUUUCAGUUAGUGGAAUUACGUCAGCCAGCUCUCUGGGAUGUUAUGUGGGAUUAUGAUCUACUUCCUAGUAAUGUUAUUGGCCUAUUUUUAAAUGAACAAGCAAGGAACAGUGAUUUAACUUAGUGGGAAGUUAGAACAAGACAAGAGUAUGUGGUUUUUGAAGUAGUAGAAAAAGAUUCAAUUAUUCAUUUAUUUUUUUUAUUUUUUUUUGCAAAAGGAGCAGCCUUGCAACAAAUUGAAUGGAGGCAAAUGAUUCAUGUCACAGACAGAUAUGAUUGGGAUACAUGCUUAGUUGUUCUGUUGUACAAGUUCAUUGUUGAGGCAACUUUAUAAAUGAAACAGUGAAGUUUAAGUUGUGAAGCUUGCAAAAGAAUAUUUCCAUGUUUGUGGAAGAAAGGGAAAAAUUACAAUGGGAAACCCAAGUUAGGGCUUGUGAAGCAUCCUUCCUGCCUGCACCAGAUACGUGCCACAAAUGCAGGAGUCCAAGAGAACAAGAUUGAAGCCAACAUUUAGCAUUCAAACUCAUAAGAGCGGUGCCUGGCACCAUGGAUGCUACAUGCAAUGUGUUGCCAGUGUAAUUUAUUACAGAUUCUUAUUUUAGCUAUAUAUUGUCUGAUUAU